Messenger RNA from Plectropomus leopardus (leopard coralgrouper), 4468 nucleotides. It is a transcript of the gene ctcf, whose product is annotated as CCCTC-binding factor (zinc finger protein). Lineage: Eukaryota; Metazoa; Chordata; Actinopteri; Perciformes; Serranidae. The record is from RefSeq and is a predicted model, not a curated record. Gene Ontology annotation, biological process: regulation of transcription by RNA polymerase II. Gene Ontology annotation, molecular function: DNA-binding transcription factor activity, RNA polymerase II-specific; RNA polymerase II cis-regulatory region sequence-specific DNA binding.
CGGGAGAGGGAUUAAAACAAACUGCGAAGAAGCCUGCAUUUCUUAUCAGCCUGUUAAACUUUGUAGCACAGACUCUCUGCUUUCGGUCGAGUUGAACGGGAGGAGAAACACACAAAAAAGAGGUUUACAAUCAGGUAGCAGAGUGAAGCCUCAGUUCCUACCCAGCAUGGACGGAGGGCCAACAGAGGGUGUAGGGGUGGUGGAGGUCCCUUCCAAAGACUUCCCCUCCAUCCAGGCCGUUCACAGCCAGGAUGCCAUGGUGGCUGACCUCCUCCAGCAAGCUGCAGAGGCCGGGGGUGUGGUAGAGGGACAAGCUGGAGUCGUCCUGGAACAAGGUCAUGGGGAAGGAAUGGUUGCAGCCACCCAGGCCCAGCAGCAGUUGAUGGAGGCUGGGGUGGGAGUGGGUGUGGAAGGUGGAGCAGGGGUUGAAAUGAUGGUUAUGGACUCACUGGAUCCCACCCUGUUGCAGAUGAAAACUGAGGUGAUAGAUGCUGCAGUGGGCGGAUCAUCUGCAACUGUGGGUGUUGUUGGAGGGGUAGCGGGUGCCGCUCACCAAGCAACUGUAACAACUGUGGACCAGACUCAAAUAAUCACACUACAGGUGGUAAAUAUGGAGGAGCAGGCAGCUCUGGGACUUGGGGAGCUCCAGCUGGUCCAGGUGCCUGUUUCUGCCACCACCGUGGAGGCCCUGCAGCAGGGCACCUUUGUAGACACCACUGCUAUGCCAAAGGACGGAGACCCAGUCAUCUGCCACACCCUGCCGCUGCCGGAGGGCUUUCAGGUAGUAAAGGUCGGUGCUAAUGGGGAGGUGGAGACAGUGGAGCAGGAAGAGGGAGGAGAAGCCCACCCUGGAGAGGAGGAGGAUGAGGAGGUGGGAAACCAGCUGCUGGAAGAAGGAGAGGAUGAACCCAUCCCACCCCCGACUGACGACCCAAACUGGGCCAAAGACCCAGACUAUCAACCCCCAUCUGGAGCCAUUAAGAAGACCAAGAAGGGUAAAAAGAGCCGUCUGCGUUAUGCCGAAGGCGAUAAAGACAUGGAUGUCAGUGUCUAUGACUUUGAAGAGGAACAGCAGGAGGGCCUUCUGUCGGAGGUCAAUGCUGAGAAAGUGGUGGGCAACAUGAAACCACCAAAACCCACCAAGAUCAAGAAGAAAGGAGUGAAGAAGACGUUUCAGUGCGAGCUGUGUAGCUACACUUGCCCUCGACGUUCCAACCUGGACAGACACAUGAAGAGCCACACAGACGAGAGACCUCACAAAUGUCACCUGUGUGGAGCCUUCAGGACGGUCACUCUGCUAAGAAACCAUCUCAACACACACACUGGAACUCGUCCACACAAGUGCACAGACUGUGAUAUGGCUUUUGUGACUAGCGGAGAGUUGGUUCGUCAUCGUCGCUACAAACACACACACGAGAAACCCUUCAAAUGCUCCAUGUGUGACUACGCCAGUGUGGAGGUGAGCAAACUAAAGCGUCACAUUCGUUCGCACACCGGUGAGCGUCCAUUCCAGUGCAGUCUCUGCAGCUACGCCAGCAGAGACACGUACAAGCUGAAGAGACACAUGAGGACACACUCAGGCGAGAAACCUUAUGAGUGCUACAUCUGCCAUGCCCGGUUCACCCAGAGUGGAACCAUGAAGAUGCACAUUCUGCAGAAACACACAGAGAACGUGGCCAAAUUCCACUGUCCGCACUGUGACACCGUCAUCGCACGCAAGAGUGACUUGGGUGUCCAUCUUCGUAAGCAGCACUCAUUCAUUGAGACUGGAAAGAAGUGUCGUUACUGCGACGCCGUUUUCCACGAGCGCUACGCUCUGAUCCAGCAUCAGAAGUCUCAUAAGAAUGAGAAGAGGUUCAAAUGCGACAUGUGUGACUACUGCUGCCGCCAGGAGCGUCACAUGGUCAUGCAUCGUCGAACCCACACUGGAGAGAAACCGUACGCCUGCAGCCAGUGUGAGAAGACCUUCAGACAGAAGCAGCUACUGGACAUGCACUUCAAACGCUACCACGACCCCAACUUUGUCCCCACCGCCUUUGUCUGCCCCAAAUGUAGCAAGACCUUUACUCGAAGGAACACCAUGGCUCGCCACGCUGAGAACUGCAGCGGUGAGGUGGAAGAAGCGGAGAAUGGAGCUCCGGCCCAGAAGAAAGGCAGGAGAGGGAGGAAGAGGAAGAUGAGGAGCAGGAGAGAUGAUGAUGACAGUGACGAGGAUCACGUUGAACCUGACGAGGAUGAGGAGGGUGAUGGUGAAGACGAAGCCGCGCUGCUACAGGAAGAGGAGGAGCCAGAAAGCAUCGAACUGGACCAGGCCCCUGCCGCCAUCCCAGUACCCGCCCCUGACGAGCCGCCGGUCAAGAGGAAACGAGGCAGACCCCCGAAGAACGCCCCGAAGCCUCCAACACCCAGCAAAUCAGUCAGGGUGGCUUCCAAGGCGACUGCCUCUGCCGCUGCCAUCAUUCAGGUGGAGGACGAGAGCACCGGAGCAGUGGAGAACAUCAUAGUGAAGAAGGAGGAUGGCGACGCUGCUGCAGCCACGUCUCUGGAGCAGGGUGUGGCCCUGACCGUGGAGGGGGUGGGGCUAGACGGGGAGGGGGUGGAGACUGUUGAGCUGGCCGUGAAUGAGGAAACAGCGGCGGCCGCCGCCAACGGAGAUCUGACGCCAGAGAUGAUCCUCAGCAUGAUGGACCGGUGAACACAACACAGCCGCACACAUGUAGCUGGACUAUGAGUACAGUUGGCAAAUACACACAAACAUUUCCACAUCCUCGGCCUUCACCCUCAUGUUCCAUCUGUGUGAGCUUGUCAUGGCAGCCAUUUUGCCCCCAUUUGCGUGGCUGCGAAAACAGCCACGCACGAAGAAGGGAAGCUGCAUGUAAAUACGUACACACAGUAACUUUACAUCCAUGUACAUUAAUGCAUACUGAUGUCUGUGGGUCACACACACACACACACACACACACACACACACACACACACAGCAGAUCCCACUGCACAUACCUGCCCACAUCAUAUCCAGAUAUCGUCCAAGCUAACGACAGACUGCUCUCUGCUCUUAAAAGCUUAUUUUCUGUUUGAAUGUCUUCUGAAUGAAUCAUUGUGUAUUUUGCUACUUGUUUCUGACUCAAAGCCACAUCCUGUGUCACCCUCUACCCACACACGCUGCAGCUAACGUUCAGCUCCUCUCUACGUUGAUCUGCCAAAAGGAGACAUUAUAUGAUCCUCUUUGACUUUGAUUUUCUGCUGUCCCGCUUGCUGUUCCUGCAACUAUGCUGAUUCGGCAAAUUCCAAGCCUUUCUAUGUGUAUAUAUAGAUCUAAAUGUAGUUUUUCCUAAUGAAGCGUAGUACAUGGUACUUGAGUUUGUCUCUGAGAUAGCACUUGGUCUCAGACUUUUUUUUUUUUUACCCCCAAAGUCCGAUUUUCCUCCUCAGCCUGUGAUGGUCCAUGUUGUGGUGUUUGUACAUUGAGGCUUUCAUAGAAGGAAGUUAACGGAGGGGUUCUUGCAUAUUCAUGAGUAAAUGGGCACAGGCAAGAAACAUUCAACUGAACUGAAGUCAGUAAUAAUUAGGGCUGUACCCAACUCAGAAUUAUGUCAGUCGAAUCUGAUUCGUCUUUUUCAUACGAAUAUUCGAUGAUUUGGUCUGUUUUCCGUGCAAAGUGUGAACGGGGCUCCGCGGGACGUUCAGUAUGACAGCUGCAUUCAUUCAAUAUAGUAAACAAACACGGCACUAAUGAUGGGUUGUAAAUAUACUAUUUUUUUUUUGCAGACACUAGAUAUCAACAGAAGCCAGAGCCUGUCGUAUUAACUAGCUGUGAGCUGUAAUUUCACCACCUUUUAGACUCGCGGUGCGGUCCGUCUCUCCGUCCGUGCCGCUGCCUGCAUGUCUGCAGCUGCAAAGAGUAGCUGGAAAGUCAAGAGCACUCACUCCGCAGCUAAAUCUGGGGUCCAAAACUUCCCCAGAAGUACACUGCGCAGAAAAAACGACUGCUCGACUUGAAGCAAUCUCAGUCAGCUGAGGGUCCCCGACUGAUUCGAGCCUCCGACUUUCAAGGGGCAGCCCUCGUAAUAAUUACUUUGUUUCAGUUUUCUAGUUCUUCUGUUGGACCUCCACACGCCCAGCAGCCAGCCUUGUUCUAAUGGAAACUUCUUCUCAGCUCACAAAUGAAAAUCUGAGAAAGCUGCUUAUUAAGUGUCCCAGCGCCAACAUAGUUUGGUACUGAUGUGUAUUUUCUCCUACCUGUCAGUGACGGCAGAUAUGUCAUAGUUAACCCUGUGACACCUAGAUAGACGUCAGUCUUCUCAUGUUGCAUUCAGAUGCCUUUCAUAAGCUAUUUAACCCUUUGAAACCUGUGCAAAUUAGUUUGAUUUCUUUUCACAAUAUAGGGGCAAUGGCCAAAUUAACAAGAAAUAUCCCUCAAAUUGCAAGAUAUUAGUGAAAAAUGCGGGAUGUAUUAUCAGAAAAUUAU